CUUCAUCAGAAAUAAAUGCAACCGGUGGCUCAGUAGGCCAAGUAAGAAACCGGCCUUUUGAUCCGAUACAAGCUGUGGGAGCCAAAGCUAGAAAACAAGGAGGUGGGCAUUGAAACGGUGGGUAGGAAGGAACCAGGAGAAGGCAAAUCCGAAGAUCAGAAACUCGCUUCAUAUUGCAUGUGUCAUGCGUCAAGAUCGGCGGAACUCCAGGUGUUUUGAGUCGUAACAAUAUCAACCAAUAUCCUGCGCGCAUCUACAGAUUUCUCAAAGAUGAGACCAAAGAUUUAUCUCUAUGGUGACUCUAUAACAGAAGAGUCCUUCGGUGAUGGUGGCUGGGGUGCCUCGCUCAGUCACCAUUUCUCUCGCACGGUUGAUGUGGUGCUAAGAGGGUACAGUGGGUAUAAUACCAGGUGGGCUCUUAAGGUGGCAGAGAGGAUAUUUCCGCCGGUGGAAAGUGGUGGUGUACCGCCAUUGGCUGUUACGGUGUUUUUCGGUGCUAACGAUGCUUGCCUUCCCGAUAGAUACUCUGCCUUUCAACACGUGCCACUCCAUGAAUACAAGCAGAACCUUCACUCUAUCAUCUCAUUUUUCAAGAAGCGUUGGCCAGAGAUUGUCAUUCUCCUCAUUACUCCUCCUCCGAUUGAAGAAGAUGCACGCGUCCGACAUCCAUAUAUAGAGAACCCAUCAGGUCUGCCUGAGAGGACAAAUGAAGCUGCUGGUGCUUAUGAUCAGGCAUGCAUGUCUGUCGCCAAAGAAUGUGGAUGCCCGGUGGUAGAUCUCUGGAUCAAAAUGCAAGAAUGUCUUGACUGGAAGAAAGCUUAUCUAAGUGAUGGUUUGCACCUCACUCAGGCUGGCAAUAGGAUUGUGUUUGAGGAGGUGGUCAAGAAGCUGAAGGAGCAGGGCAUUUGUGUGGAAAAUUUGCCAGUUGAUCUCCCACUCAUCGCCAACAUUGACCCUCAAGAUCCACUAAAAGCAUUCCAGGAUUAUUAACAUCAGCUCAUAUGUCAAGCAAGGUCUUUUUUUUUUUCUUCUUCUCUUUUGAGCAGGGUGAUAGACUAAGGUUGCGAUCAUUUUGUGAAAGCAAUUCUGUAUACGGUGUAACUCACUCUUUAAUUCCAGUGAAUGUAGACAAUGAAUGCUAUAGCUCUUUAUUUUGUUGACUUAG
Molecule: messenger RNA, 1165 nt
Organism: Populus euphratica (Euphrates poplar)
Lineage: Eukaryota; Viridiplantae; Streptophyta; Magnoliopsida; Malpighiales; Salicaceae
Product: GDSL esterase/lipase At5g45920-like
Exons: 6
Coding region: 271-990 (239 amino acids)
Molecular function (GO): hydrolase activity, acting on ester bonds
Source: RefSeq, a predicted model, not a curated record